UCAUUUCUGUUCCUGGAACCCUCUUUUCUUCUUCCUUUCGUUUCUCCUCCAAAGUUACUUCUUCCUCUCUUCCAGUUGACUCACUCCUCCAAGAAUAGGGAUCUUGUGUUUUCCUGUCAAUUUGAUCCUGAAAAAAAACUCUUUCCUCUCUUCCUUCCGGCCUCCUGCCUUUCCCCCCCAGCCUCAAACUGGGAGCCAUGUGUGUGGCAAGUUGUGUGUUAUACUGUGGGGAUCCUGUCUCCCCAUCAUUAUGCCGUUAGGAGAAGAGCUCUGCUGCCCUCCUUUCCCCUACUUUUUCCAAAUCUGAGUUUCCUUUCACUAGGGUGGGCUUUUUUUUUUUUUUUUUUUUAAUCAAGAGUCGGAAUCCAGAAAUUCUGGCAUCCCAACGUGAUUUCCCUUGUUCAUGCUCUACAGCGUUAUUGGAGAGCUGGAACAGAGUUGGUGCAUCUCAGAGUGCCCCUCAGAACUCAUUUAAUACACCAUCCCUUUCUCAUCCCCUAUCCUGGGACAGCAGGUCCAACGGGUCCUUCUCCAAGCGGAGCCUUGGAGGGCCUAGCCGGCACCAUUACCUCCAACGAGUGGAGCUCUCCCACCUCCCCUGAGGGGAGCAACGUCUCCGAGGGCAGCGAGGCUUUGGACAAACCCAUCGACAAUGAUGCAGAGGGCGUGUGGAGCCCUGACAUUGAGCAGAGCUUCCAAGAAGCCCUCGCCAUCUACCCGCCAUGUGGCAGGCGCAAGAUCAUCUUAUCAGAUGAGGGCAAGAUGUAUGGUCGUAAUGAGCUGAUUGCUCGCUACAUUAAGCUCCGGACCGGGAAAACUCGAACUAGGAAGCAGGUAUCCAGCCACAUCCAGGUGCUGGCCCGUCGGAAAGCUCGGGAGAUCCAAGCCAAGUUAAAGUCAACCAGCUGCUGGGCUGGAGACCACAGCAGGGUAUUUAUCAUGGAGAACAAUUGCUCCUGUGUUAUCUCCAGAGUCAUAAAAGAUCAGGCAGCUAAGGACAAAGCCUUGCAGAACAUGGCUACAAUGUCAUCCGCUCAGAUCAUCUCUGCUACAGCCUUCCACAAUAAAAUGGCCCUUACCCGAGGACCAGCCUAUCCAGCAGUCUCAGGGUUUUGGCAAGGAACUUUGCCAGGCCAAGCCGGAACCUCCCAUGAUGUGAAACCUUUCUCUCAACAAACCUAUGCUGUUCAGCCUCCGCUCCCUCUGCCAGGGUUUGAAUCUCCAGCUGGGUCCACCUUGUCGCCACCAACCCCUCCAUGGCAAGGCCGAAGUGUGGCCAGCUCCAAGCUCUGGAUGUUGGAAUUCUCUGCCUUCUUGGAGCAGCAACAAGACCCAGACACGUGUAACAAGCACCUCUUUGUACACAUUGGCCAGUCCAGUCCCAGCUACAGUGAUCCCUACCUCGAAGCGGUGGACAUCCACCAGAUCUAUGACAAAUUCCCUGAUAAGAAGGGAGGACUCAAGGAGCUCUUUGAACGAGGACCCUCAAAUGCUUUCUUCCUUGUCAAGUUCUGGGCUGACCUCAACACCAACAUCGAGGACGAAGGCAGAUCUUUUUAUGGGGUCUCCAGUCAGUAUGAGAGUCCUGAGAACAUGAUCAUCACCUGCUCCACCAAAGUCUGCUCCUUUGGCAAACAGGUUGUGGAGAAAGUAGAGACAGAGUAUGCCCGCUAUGAGAAUGGCCACUAUUCCUACAGAAUUCACCGGUCUCCUCUCUGCGAAUAUAUGAUCAACUUCAUUCAUAAGCUAAAGCACCUGCCAGAGAAAUACAUGAUGAAUAGCGUAUUGGAGAACUUCACUAUUCUGCAGGUGGUAACCAACAGAGAUACCCAGGAAACCUUGCUGUGUAUCGCAUAUGUGUUUGAAGUGUCUGCAAGUGAGCAUGGGGCUCAACAUCACAUCUACCGGCUGGUGAAAGAAUAAGACUGGGGAUGGAGGACGAGAAGAGCCAGGCUGUGUGUUUCCAGGGAAAGUAGGGAGAUCUGGUCUAUGCCUGAAGUUCAGCAUCAAGAAGAGAACAUUUCCCCCCUUCCCAAGAGCAAACAUAAUUCCCUAACCUCAAAUAAACUCAAGAUAUUACGUAUUUUCAGAGGAAUGUGGUCUGGCUGUGUGAACAGAGGGAAGGGGCAGGGAAAGAGAUCUAGGAGAUGAAAGUGCAAUUUGUCUGGGAGUUGUGGUGGGGUGAGGAUGGAGUCACACAUUCCUUAUGUGUCAUGAGUUAUUUUGAAGCCAUGAUUCCACCGUCUGUCCAGCUCUCCAUACCACCAUUGAACCUCUGGCCCUGAUGAUUUACCUAACCCCCUCCCAGUCUUUUCUUGGACCAGAUGAGUAAAGGCUUAGGUACCACCAUGGAGGAGUCAGAGCUAGAAAAGACCUUAUUUUAUAGGGGGGGGAAACUGAGGUGUAAAGAGGUGAAUGAUUUGUCUCCAUGAUCAUAGAUAGUAAACAAAGUUGAGAUUUGAAUUCAGAUCUUUUGACUCUAAUGCUUUCUCCCCAUACCACAUUGCUUUCCUAUGUAUCCAUCCUCUGAAGAAAGGCUUGACCAGUCAUGAAUUGUGUAUAUUUCAUUCACGCUAGUGUGGUUAAAAGUCUUUGUUAUACUUGAAUAUUUGCCCCUGUGCAUUCAAUUUCAUUUCAUUCAGAGACUGGCCCUGGAAAAAAAAGUAAAGUGAAAGAAAGCCGUGGUGGGGGUAGGUUUGAGUAGGAUAAAUAGUAGGAUAAUAAUAGAGGACCUUCCUUAGCCUAAGUAUAUAUCCUCCCCCCUCUCCCCAGGAACAUCCAUUUAUUGAAAAAAAAAAAAACAUUUAUCUAGUGCUUGUCACAUACAACACUAGGGCACAUUCAAAGUUUAGAUAAUACUUCCAUCUUAGCUAAAGAUCUUUCCCUGAUGGAGUUUGCAUUUUGAUAGGUAACUGAGACCAGCUUCUGCAAUGCCCAAUAUUACAUGAUAAUUGCCUUAGUUGCAGAAUGUGUCAAGUGAGGUUUAUGGGGAAAGUUGCUACCUAUCACCAGGGACUCAGGGAAAGUUUCAUGGAAGAGAAGACAUUUGCUGGGAUAGGAAUUAAGUGGGUAGAGGAGAAAGGACAUUUAAACAAAAGACACAGCAUGAGCAAAGGCACUGAGGUGGGAAAGCAUGGGUGGAAAAGCUCUUAAAGAGGCAGAUAGGAGUCCGUGUUGACUGGGGAAAUGGAGACUAUUGAAGAAAAUGACAAGAAACAACCUUUGAAGUCACGGUGAAAUCAGAAUGUGGGAGGCUUUAAAUGCUAAGGAGAUUAUACUUUAGACAAUGAGAAACUACUGAAGAAUAAAGGAGUCACCCAAC
Messenger RNA from Sarcophilus harrisii (Tasmanian devil), 3322 nucleotides. RefSeq names its product TEA domain transcription factor 4 (gene TEAD4). The coding region runs from base 763 to 1923 and encodes 386 amino acids. Gene Ontology annotation, biological process: embryonic organ development; hippo signaling; regulation of transcription by RNA polymerase II. Gene Ontology annotation, molecular function: RNA polymerase II cis-regulatory region sequence-specific DNA binding; DNA-binding transcription factor activity, RNA polymerase II-specific. Gene Ontology annotation, cellular component: transcription regulator complex. NCBI's taxonomy places the organism in Eukaryota, Metazoa, Chordata, Mammalia, Dasyuromorphia, Dasyuridae. The record is from RefSeq and is a predicted model, not a curated record. The transcript has 13 exons.